CUGUAGGCAUUGACAAUGGCAGUGGGUGGUAACGAUGUUGGCGCUAGUAAUAAUGCUACUACUAGUAGCGGGAUUAGGGUUUCUUCAUUUGACUAUUCUGCUGAGAAUUUCUUCAGAUACAUUGAUGACAUUGUAGCACUAUGCGGGGAAGAUCAGAAUACUGAUUUUCAUCACAGUGAGGUUCAGAGAUUCUCUUCCUCCCUCACAUUUUUAAGAGAAUGGAGAGAUUUUAGGUAUCCACCAAAAAGCAUUAGAUUUGGUUACAUAACUGAGAGAUGUCAGAGCUCUGAGGAAAAAGAUGCUGGAGCCAUAACUUUGCCUCAGUUCUCAUCAGCCACUGUUCCCCAGGUGUUGUGUUGCAAACAAUUCAUUAUCUUUUUGUGUAUCGUUCUUAGUGUGAUGUGCAAAGCAAAGAGCAUCCCGUGGAUACCAAAUUGCAGGAAUCCAGGUAUCACUAAUGCAGAGACUUUGUGAUGUGUGUUGGAGGCCCUGUAUGGGCAUUAGAUUGGUGUCCUUGGAUAGAUGAAAGGCCUGAUUGUUCAGCUAAAUGUGAGGUACUUGGUUUCUCUCUCCCGCCUUUCAAGCCAUCUAUUUAGCUACUUUUUAUUGGCUUUCUAUUGUAUGGGGAAGUUUUUGAAGUUUGAACAUGAGCUAAAUGGUGUACUCUGUCUAAUUGUUGAUUUUGACAUCUAACAUGUCAAGGUUCAUUGUCUAUUUGAAGUCUCAUGG
Molecule: messenger RNA, 729 nt
Organism: Arachis duranensis
Lineage: Eukaryota; Viridiplantae; Streptophyta; Magnoliopsida; Fabales; Fabaceae
Exons: 4
Coding region: 16-474 (152 amino acids)
Biological process (GO): transcription by RNA polymerase III
Cellular component (GO): transcription factor TFIIIC complex
Source: RefSeq, a predicted model, not a curated record